AUGGCCAACAUGAUUGAGCAGCUGGAUGCUCUCAUCGCAGAUACUCUCUCGGCCUGGAAUCUCUACACCACCCUGAUUGCCUUGGCUCUGUUUGCAUUUGUAGCAUAUCCACUCAUCUUCUGGGCCGAGCCCGAUACUCAUCCUCUGCUUCUUGCUCGUCAGGCUACCGCUUCUCCUGUCCGCCAGCCACGCGAGUCUGCCGUUUAUCGCUCGACUGAAGUUCCUCAUGGCUACACUUUGAAGACUGGUCUCUCCGUUCGCCAGCCUGGUGCUCCCAAAUGGACUGCUGGUAAAGAUGGUGAUCUCAGAGAUGUUUGGCGUGAGGCCGUCAACUCCUCAUCUGCUACUCCCAGCAGGAUCAUGUCUGUCCAUGGAGAAAAUUCUAUCGCCGAGUAUGACUUGAGCAAACUUUCGAAUACCAUCAACAUCAUUGGCUCUUAUCUGCAAAAGGCAGGUGUUCAAAGGGUCGCUAUCUACACGCCAAAUUCGAUCGAGAACCUCGUCACCGUCUUUGCCUGCUCAUUCUAUGGCUUAACCCCUAUUCUGCUUCCUUUCAAUCAAGACCAUGCCAUCGUUUGCAAGCUUCUUGAACAAACACAAGCGCAAGCUGUAGUCGCCAGCGCCGGUUCAUUGCCGCUUGCUGGCCUUACUGAAAGUGUCUCUACUCUGCGUCAUGUCAUCUGGGUUACAGAUCCUGCCAACAAGCACAUGGAUUGGGAAGGUGCCCCUGACAGCGAAACCAAAGGCAAGCUUGCGGUAUCUGUCUGGGAUAAUCUCGUGACAGAGGGUUCCUCGAUAAGCAGUGAACUGCCCAAGAAUGACGAGAGUGUGGUACCUGGCAACUUGAUCUUCGUCUGGCAGAAAAACACCACCGAUUCUGUUGCAGAAGUGGUCGAAUUCACUCAGAAGAACAUGGUCGCAGCUAUUGCCGCCCUGAUGUCAGCUCUGCCACAGCGCCAGCGUUUGGGUCCUUCGGAUCUUGUGUUGCCGGCUGAUUCGUUCAGUCAUUCCUACGUUUUGUCUUUGACCAUGGCCGCACUAUUCAGUCACAGCUCCCUGGUCAUCAACUCUGUCGCGGGUACUGGUGUUGAUCUGUCUCUUGCUGCUCGCGGUGUGGCGCCUACAGUGAUCAUUGCUUCGUCUCAAUCUCUUGCAAACUUGCACCAAACUUACAUGUCGGGAGCAUCCUCUGGCCUCCACAAGUUUGUUCACUCAAACCAUGGUCGAGCUCUAGCCGCUGGUCGCAUGCCUGGAGAGGACUUGCUGUACAAAAUGGUUGCUCCCAAGGGAAGCGCUAUUGGUACAUCGCCCGGCAAGCUACGUCUCAUUCUCGCAUCUGAGAGAGCCGGUACCGGGGCCACGACUCUGAGCAGUACUGCCCUCCGUGAUCUUCGCAUUAUCACACGCUCCAGAAUCUGCUACGCACUGACGGCCUCUUCAGUGGCAGGUGCUGUUGCGCAGACCAACAUCUAUGAUUACAGACACGACGACCGCCCAGGACAUAGCCACUUUGGCGCACCUCUGAGCAGUGUCGAAAUCAAGCUUGUGGACAAGGACGAUAGCAAGGUUGAUGGUAGCACGCCUUCAGGCGAGAUUGUUGUAUCUGGUCCUGCUGUCGUUGGAGGUGAGAGCAACCUUGGCGUGAGGGGCGUCUUCCGUGAAGACUGUACCCUGGGCUACGCUUGA
This is a messenger RNA of Aureobasidium musti, 1686 nucleotides long. The record is from the annotation of a GenBank genome assembly. NCBI's taxonomy places the organism in Eukaryota, Fungi, Ascomycota, Dothideomycetes, Dothideales, Saccotheciaceae.